AUGGCCGCCCAAACCGCUGAUCCUCUAGCGGACGAGCUCGCUCUGGGAUGGGGUGAAGACACGAUUUACUGCGAAGCGACUUGCGACCCCGAAGAUGUCUUGUACGAGGGUUCAGACGACGAAAACUACGAUAACCCUAUGUCACGAAAACUACGUAUCGAAGCAGCAGGUCAACGAUUUCUCGACGGCAAAACACCAGUCCUCUUGACAGCAUUGCUCAGAGGCCCUUUUGAUGCGAAGUCCUCGAACUGGGUCAACCCGUGGCGUUCAAAGCACCGAACGGCCGGAAAUGCAAGAAUAAUAAGGACGUCGCCUGGGAAAUUGAAAAGGUCUGCCAACGUUAGACGCAGCGUAACUAUACCAGAGACAGUUCAGCCGGCUAGUGAUAGUCUGGAAUGUCACCUCCCGAGCCCCGAAAGCCUUAACCAAACUUCCGAGACCGAAAUACACCCUUAUUUGGAAGAAGAUGAGCUCGCCAAGGUCCGAGAAUGGAGAGAUGCCGUGGACGCUGAAAAGAAACCGAAGGACGAGUUCUGGGCAUCAACACCACAAGGAUCACUGUCCGAGAGAAAGCGAAAGGCCAAGGGAUCUUCAUGGUUGAAGCAUUUGGCGAAUAAACGACAACGAACAGAUAUCAUAGAAACGGGUUCCAUUGAUACUCCGGUCCCAUCCCGAAAUCAACCUUCAUUCUCAGCUACGAAGGCGUUCAACACAUCCUUUUCAACUGUCCCCGAUCGCUUGCCGUCUUCCGCCAUUGCAACAAAGAGAUUCUUCUCAACGCCGCAACAUGAGCAACCCACUUCAGAGGACGAACUAUCCCGCGAUAAGGUUAAGCUGGGUCGACCCUCUGCGCCUUCGUCGUCAUAUUUAUCAAGUCUACAGUACACUCCCGUCCUGAACGCACAUGCGAAUAUAUCGUCACGAGACAGUAUCGAUCAAGUCUCGGUUUGUCAACGAGGUUCUGUACCCGGAUCAACUGAUUUGAGAGCCCAAGAUGAAGUUUUCAGGAAUUCUCGCCCAGCUUUUGAGACCCAAGAAGAUGACAGUUUCUGUUUUAAAAUGCGGCCAAAGCUCAAUCAAGCUGUUAAGACUGCAUCAGACCAAGAUAUGUCCAUAUCUAGAGACGAGGACACUUGGUCUGGCCUGUCAUCGCCCAACGAUGAUAUGGCCAGCACACCAGUAGAGGAGGGGCGCAGCCUACGAGACUCAGCAAUGGAAAUUGAUCAAAUCGUUGUGACAAGUCCUCUGUCAUCUAUCUCAAGCAAGGAGUUUCGUGGAUUCGAGAUUUCUGACAGCCGACCUUCUUCGAUGAUUGACACCACGCCAUCUGAUUCGAUCAGCGAAUGUCAAUCAGCCACAGGGUCAGAAGAUGAGGACAUGGGUGUGACUGUGACAGCCGAUGUCGCCAGCAGCCUGGCUGUAACUGAAAAUCACGAGAGCAUUGUCACUGCCUCCGAUCACAUCCGACCAGAUAGCGCCAGUGCUUCUUCGAUGAUUGACACCACGCCAUCUGCUUCAGAACUCACAAGUUGUCCUAGUCAAGUGUCAGCGGAAGACGCAAUAGUGCUCGUCACUGAAGAAAUGCCCAGCGAAUGCCAAUCGGCCACAGAGUCAGAAGAUGAAGAUAUGGUUGGGACAACGGAUGUCACCAGCAAAGCGAAAGCCACUGAAGUCGUAUCCCCAACAACACUCAAUAAUAGGACGCCACAAACCUUAGCAGGACGUCGUCGCGAGGCUGAUACGACGCCAUCAAAAUCCACAACACCUUCUCAUGCUGAGUAUCUUCUCAGAACUUCAAUCAAGAAGAGAUUCAUUCCUCAAAGCUCAUGGGAAAAGUUGGCAAAAUUGACUGGAAGCCCUGCCUAUCAAAGCAUACCCCAAAGAAGAGCAUCUUGCCCAUCGAAACUGGCAUUUAACUCUCCCAGUGAUCGACGGAAAACAACAUCGGUUCAAUCUACUCCCAUGAAGACGACUAUCCGUCGAGCUUUGAGUCUUCCUCAGCCUUCGUUACAGAACGUGAGACCAACUGUUGUCGAUAGCCUAGCCAAGGAGUUACAGCUGGAGCAAGAACAGCGCCGGCCCAACUCACCAAAGGACACGCGUAUUCCCUUCUCACAGCAGACUCCAUGGGUUGAUAGCAAGCUUUCUCAGUACGCUACACUGAGCCUGGGCAAGAUGUCUACAGACAGCCCUACGUCAGAGUCAAGGGAAACGGGCACUAUCGUGGCUGAAUCCAGCCCUGUGGGACAAACCCCCUGGACAAACGAGAUGGCUGAACUGCCGACGAUGCCCCUGCCCAUGACACCUGUUGUCGAAAUAGAGGAUCGCACAACAGUCGAAGAGCCAAACACACCAGCCGUUGCAUCUCAGGUUGAUACGCCACUACAGGAUGCCUCUGCGGCAGCCACAACAGUCAUAGAAUCAACGCCUGAGCCCCAAUUCUCGGUCAAGUCAUUUGCAUCCUUCAGAACAACUUCUCCAGGGCAUAGUUCUCGUCGAAGCAAGCGCGAUGUUUGGAGGGGAUUGGGAAGCCGUUUGCCAAGCACGCAAGGUAUUUUGGCUUCCGCAACAAAGAAUCCUUGGGUGGUCAGGGGCUCUGAACGCCGAGUCUCCUUCGCACCGCUACCCCAUGAAACCGAGGGAUAUUCGAGUAACCCAACAACACCCUGCCCAUCUACAUCUAAGGGGCGUGAAGGCUCACCGCCACCUGAUACUCCUAUGUCUGAACUUCCUACGUCUGGAAGUGACAAGUUUCAUAAGCACUUUGAUGCCGUUGUGCGGGGACCUAUCAUCCGUCACAAACAGCGUUUGCUCCCAUCAGAAUCACAGCGUACAAUUGGCAGUCCAAUGCCAGAUGCUAUGGCAGAGGCUUUCCUUUCGGCAGACCAGCUGCGUCGAUCGGCUCCUCCUUCGGAUCCAACUAAGAGCGAUCGCGAGUCUGAUGAGUCGCAAGACCCUAUGGAAAUGGCCGAAGAUGUGUUCCGCGAGAUGGACCACGUUUUCGAAUGGAACCUUAGUGGAACAGAGUCAUCGCCUCAGAAGACUCAGGGCCAGCAAAGUCCAUGGUGA
Molecule: messenger RNA, 3069 nt
Organism: Fusarium fujikuroi IMI 58289
Lineage: Eukaryota; Fungi; Ascomycota; Sordariomycetes; Hypocreales; Nectriaceae
Exons: 1
Coding region: 1-3069 (1022 amino acids)
Source: RefSeq, a predicted model, not a curated record